AUGAAACUUUUAAACCGAAUCAAAAAUUCACCUGAAAUAGUUGAAAAUGAAUGCGAUAGAAAUAUAGAUGGAGAAAACAUUCAAAUUGAAGGUUCAAUUAGUAACAAAACUAAGAAUGGCAAAAUAUCAAAAGAAGAAUACACUCAACGAAAAUUAAAAUCACGUCACAUUCAGUUAAUAGGUAUAGGAGGAACAAUAGGAACAACAUUAUUUGUCCAAAUCGGUCAAUCUUUAGUGAAAGGUGGGCCAGGCUCACUUUUGUUAGCCUUUAUUGCUUGGUGCAUACCCAUUCUUUGCGUAACAAGCUCCACUGCAGAAAUGGUAUCUUAUCUUCCAAUACCCUCUCCCUUUAUUCGAUUAGCCGGAAGAUGUGUUGAUGAAGCAUUUGAAGUAAUGACUGGAUGGAACUUUUUUUUGCUAGAAGCAAUUAUGAUACCCUUUGAAAUAACUGCAGUCAAUGUCAUUCUUCAUUUUUGGUUUAAAGAUUAUUCUUUAGUGAUUCCUAUGGUAAUUCAAAUUGUGCUUUAUGCAGCAAUAAAUGUUUUUGCCGUUCACUGGUAUGGUGAAAGCGAAUAUUGGAUGUCUAUCGGAAAAGUCUUGUUGGCUAUCGGUUUGAUAUUUUUUACUUUCAUAACAAUGGUUGGUGGAAAUCCCCAACAUGAUGCUUAUGGCUUUCGAUAUUGGAAAGAACCAGGUGCUUUUCAAGAGUAUAUUUCAACAGGAUCAUGGGGCAGAUUCUUAGGGUUUUUUGCAUGCUUAACACAAGCCGCCUUUACUAUGGCGGGACCAGAAUAUGUAUCAAUGGCUGCGGGUGAAGCAGAAAAUCCCAGAAAAGUUAUGCCAAAAGCUUUCAAAGCUGUCUUUUAUAGAUUGAUAACUUUUUUUAUUAUCGGAGCACUUUCUGUAGGAAUUAUUUGUCCAGCUAAUGAUCCUAACUUAAUUAGUGCUAUUUCAAAUGGGCAUCCGGGUGCUGCCGCUUCACCCUACGUUAUUGCAAUGACGCGUCUUAAGAUUAGAGUGCUACCUCAUAUUGUUAAUGCCUUGAUUUUAACAUCAGCCUUCUCUGCUGGUAAUUCUUAUUGUUAUUGCUCAUCUAGAACAAUAUAUGGAUUGGCACUGCAAGGCCACGCACCAAAGAUUUUGUCUUAUUGUACUAAAAGUGGUGUCCCAAUAGUUGCAGUUGGUGUCUCUUUAUGUUUCGGUUUUCUUUCAUUCUUGCAACUUGGUAAAGGCGCCCAAGCCGUACUCAACUGGAUGGUUAAUAUUGUUACGGUUUCACAAUUAUUAAAUUUCAGCACUUUAUGUGUGACCUAUAUUUGUUUCUUCCAUGCACUUAAAGCCCAAAAUAUAGAUAGAAAUUCUUUGCCAUAUUGUGGAUACCUCCAGCCUUAUCUGGCAUAUGUUGGACUCGUUUGCACUCUUACGAUGACUUUUCUAGCCGGAUAUCCUGUUUUUGUUAAUUGGGAUGUUACGACAUUUAUAUUUUCUUAUAUUAUGAUUCCAAUUUGUGUCAUCAUUUUUUUGGUUUGGAAAGUUUUUAAAAAAACUAGUUUCAGAAAAUCAAUAGAUAUUGACUUGACAACGGGACUAAAAGAAAUUCAAGAGCAUAUUGAUUCAUUUAUUCCCAGUCAAAAACCACAAACUUGGUAUCAAAGAUUCCUGGCAGUUAUAUUUGGCAGCUGA
This is a messenger RNA of Magnusiomyces paraingens, 1683 nucleotides long. RefSeq lists its product as uncharacterized. Gene Ontology annotation, biological process: amino acid transmembrane transport. Lineage: Eukaryota; Fungi; Ascomycota; Dipodascomycetes; Dipodascales; Dipodascaceae. The record is from RefSeq and is a predicted model, not a curated record. Gene Ontology annotation, cellular component: membrane. Gene Ontology annotation, molecular function: amino acid transmembrane transporter activity. The transcript is spliced from 2 exons. Bases 1 to 1683 code for a protein of 560 amino acids.